AUGACGAGUCUGAUCAACCAAAACGAUGAGCGCCAGAACGCUGGCACGGCGGCAGCGUGCCGCCAGACCACCGCAACCCCGGCCUUAGACCUCCGUGGGAUACUCGACCAUUGCGGAACAACCCUGCGUCUCUCCUCGCCUCUGUUCUCCGCUGCUGCGUCGAUUGCGAAAUGGAGUGGCCACCGUUCCCGCGGUCGUCGUGCCCCUCCGCCACCAGCCCCUCGGUCCCAGCCGUUUCUUUACCCAGACUUUUGGCCAUUGCCCAGUCGACCAUUCAACACCUCACCACUUGUCUUCAUUCUAACAAUGUUUGUCCCAUCCAGCACCGUGGAAUUGAAAGAUGACACCGUCAUCGUGGUGCUUGGCGCCUCGGGUGACCUUGCGAAGAAGAAGACGUUCCCCGCUCUCUUCGGCCUCUUCCGCAACAAGUUCCUCCCCAAGGACAUCAAGAUCGUCGGCUAUGCGCGGACGAAGAUGGACCACGAUGAAUAUCUCAAGCGCGUGCGCUCCUAUAUCAAGGUCCCCACAAAGGAGAUCGAAGAGCAAUUAGAUCAGUUCUGCCAGCUGUGCUCGUACGUCUCCGGCCAGUACGACCAAGAUGACUCGUUCAUCAAUCUCAACAAGCACCUUGAGGAGGUCGAAAAGGGUCGCCAGUCCAAGACCCAGAACCGUGUCUUCUACAUGGCUCUCCCCCCGAGCGUUUUCACCACCGUGUCCGAGCAAUUGAAGCGCAACUGCUACCCCAAGUCCGGUCUGGCUCGCAUUAUUGUCGAGAAGCCCUUCGGAAAGGAUCUCCAGAGCUCGCGGGACCUGCAGAAGGCUCUGGAGCCCAACUGGAAGGAAGAGGAAAUCUUCCGCAUUGAUCACUAUCUCGGCAAGGAGAUGGUCAAGAACAUCCUCAUUCUGCGAUUCGGUAACGAGUUCUUCAAUGCGACAUGGAACCGCCACCACAUCGACAACAUCCAGGUGAGAUUUCUCCGCGGCGCAUUGGCAGGUCACCAGUUGGAGAGGUUCGCGAGUCUAACCAGAACAUGUCUGCACCAGAUCACUUUCAAGGAGCCCUUCGGUACCGAGGGUCGUGGCGGUUACUUCGACGAGUUUGGCAUCAUCCGUGAUGUGAUGCAGAACCACCUUCUCCAGGUUCUGACCCUGCUCGCCAUGGAGCGUCCCAUCUCCUUCUCGUCCGAGGACAUCCGUGACGAGAAGGUCCGCGUUCUGCGUGCGAUGGACGCCAUCGAGCCCAAGAACGUCAUCAUUGGCCAGUACGGCCGCUCUCUGGAUGGCAGCAAGCCCGGCUACCUGGAGGACGACACCGUGCCCAAGGACUCCCGCUGCCCCACCUUCUGUGCUCUGGUCGCCUACAUCAAGAACGAGCGCUGGGACGGUGUUCCCUUCAUCCUGAAGGCUGGCAAAGCCCUCAACGAGCAGAAGACCGAGGUGCGCAUUCAGUUCAAGGACGUCACCUCUGGUAUCUUCAAGGACAUCCCUCGCAACGAGCUGGUCAUCCGUGUUCAGCCCAACGAGUCGGUGUACAUCAAGAUGAACUCCAAGCUGCCUGGUCUGUCCAUGCAGACGGUGGUGACCGAGCUGGACUUGACCUACCGCCGUCGUUUCUCGGACCUGAAGAUCCCCGAGGCGUACGAGUCUUUGAUCCUGGAUGCGUUCAAGGGCGACCACUCCAACUUUGUGCGCGACGACGAGCUGGACGCCUCCUGGCGCAUCUUCACUCCCCUGCUCCACUACCUCGACGACAACAAGGAGAUUAUCCCCAUGGAAUACCCCUACGGCUCCCGGGGUCCCGCUGUCCUCGACGACUUCACCGCUUCAUACGGAUACAAAUUCAGCGACGCUGCUGGUUACCAAUGGCCGGUGACUUCCUCCGCCCCGAACCGACUGUAA
Penicillium oxalicum is the source of this 1899-nucleotide messenger RNA. Its product is annotated as glucose-6-phosphate dehydrogenase. Gene Ontology annotation, cellular component: cytosol. Gene Ontology annotation, molecular function: NADP binding; glucose-6-phosphate dehydrogenase activity. Gene Ontology annotation, biological process: pentose-phosphate shunt, oxidative branch; glucose metabolic process. The transcript is spliced from 8 exons. The record is from RefSeq and is a predicted model, not a curated record. Lineage: Eukaryota; Fungi; Ascomycota; Eurotiomycetes; Eurotiales; Aspergillaceae. Bases 1 to 1899 code for a protein of 632 amino acids.